GGGUGGAGGAGAGAGAUGAGGAUGAAGGUGAAGAGGAUUUGCGGGAUGGAGGGGUGCCCUUCUUCAUAAACAGGGGAGGCCUACCGGUGGAUGAGGAGACUUGGGAGCAGAUGUGGCGGCAUGUGGCCCGGAUUCACCCUAAUGGUGAGGCCAUAGCGAUACGCAUCCGGGGAGCCAGUGAUCUGCCUAAGGUAAGAGCAGGUGAAAUCCUCACCUAGACACCCUACUCUGUUGUUUUCAGUUUGACAACUCUACAGGCUACACGCAUAGUCUUUUUCAACGAUGUGAAAGUAAAAAAUAAUCAGCUUCCCCCCCCCCCCCCCCAGUAGUAUACACAGUUUCAAUAUGUAUCCUAGUCACAUUUACCGUAAACCAUAAUUCAAGAUAAACAUGCAGUAAACUGUUCAGGAGGUUAUAUUGUCCCAUAACAUAGGCCUAGUAUAUUAUGCUACAUGCUUAGUUGGAUUCACACAGAGAUGGAGUGAAGAUAACCCACUAUGCAGAAUGAUUGUAACUGACUCAGUUACGACCCUUCAGAUAACAAGUGGAUGAAGCUGUCAAAAUAUGCAGCAUUUCAAACCACACAGAUAAACAUGCAGUCAUAACAUGCCAAUAGAUGUACCAGUGCUGUGCUGUCCAGAUGAGGUUAAAUGCUACCUCUGUACUCAUAAGGAAUUCAAUUAAUGUAGCAUUGUGUAACUUGCUAUACAGAACAAUUAAGAUAAUGACCAUGGUUUAUGUUGCUCAUAAAGGAUGGUUGUUAAGUUAAACAAGAGGACAUUCUCCAGCUCUGUGAAUAUAGGGAUUGUGCGAUACUAAUGCUUCUGGUUGUGCUCUGCCUCUGCCCCAUAGAUUCCUACACCGAGUGUGCCUACAUACCAGCCAACCACCAGUAUCCCACAGCGCCUGGAAGCCAUACAGAAAUACAUCAGGGACUUGCAGUAUCCUUUGCCUGGAAUGGUAGAACUGCUUGGUCACUAUUACCAAGCUCUAACCCAGGUACCCUAGAUGAAGCUAUGACUAUUCAUUGGAGUUGUUGUUGGUCAUGGUCAGUUUCUGUAUGAUUGACAGGUUGGGAUAUACAGUCUAGAUAACAGUUUAGGUCAAGACCAGACUUGUCUCCAUUUCAACAAAAUAUAUAGUAGGUUGAUUAAACAUGAAUUAAUGUGUAAAUAUGUUCAAUUCCAUGCCUGAUGCUAGGACACUAUGCUUUGGAUUGGAAUUCAACAUGUCUCUUGAAAUAUGUGUUAGCCAUGCACUCUAUGUAUUUAUAAAUAAUUCAUAGAUAUAGGCACAAGCUGAUGUCAUGCAAACUGGGCCACACAGUAGAUAGUAUGAAAAAUGUAUGCACUCACUAACUGUAAGUCGCUCUGGAUAAGAGCGUCUGCUAAAUGACUAAAAUGUAAAAUGAUGUCAUGAAGAAGAUUAUGGUGAUUGGUAACUCACUGAGGUCCUUUGUAGCCUAGUUGGUAGCAUGGCGCUUGUAACACCAGGGUAGUGGGUAUGAUUCCCUGGACCACCCAUACGUAAAAUGUCUGCAAGCAUGACUGUAAGUCGCUUUGGAUAAAAGUGUCUGCUAAAUGGCAUAUAUAUAUAUAUAUAUAUAUAUAUAUAUAUAUAUAUAUAUAUAUAUAUAUAUAUAUAUAUAUAUAUAUAUAUAUAUAUAUAUAUAUAUAUAUAUAUAUAUAUAUAUAUGAGCAGUAAAAUAGUUCAUAAGUAUUUAUAGUUGUCUGACUCGUUCAUUCUUUUAGUACAAUAUCAAUGUAUGCCACAACAUCUCAGAAUGUAGGCCAUAUUUAGACUAUAACAUAUUUUGAGCAUAAACAUUAGUAGCUCUCAGCUCAAAAAGCUCAUCCAUAAUUCACAAACGAGGAACUAUGAAUAUCAGAAAGCACUUAACGUGGUUCAUUCCCCAUGAGAAUACGUUUAGUGCACAUUUCCCAUAUUGUUUCACUCCCUCUGCAUUUGUAUGUACACUGAACAAAAAUAGAAACGCAACAUGUGAAGUGUUGGUCCCAUGUUUCAUGAGCUGAAAUAAAAGAUCCCAGAAAGUUGCCAUACGCAUAAAAAGCUUAUUUCUCACAUUUGUUUACAUCCCAGUUAGUAAGCAUUUCUCCUUUGCCAAGAUAAUCCAUCCACCUGACAGGUGAGGCAUAUAAAGAAGCUAAUUAAAUAGCAUUAUCAUUACAUAGGUGCACCUUGUGCUGGGGACAAUAAAAAGCCACUGUAAAAUGUGCAGUUUUGUCACAGAACACAAUGCCACAGAUGUCUCAAGUUUUGAGGGAGUGUGCAAUUGGCAUGCUGACUGCAGGAAUGUCCACCAGAGCUGUUUCCAGGCAUAUGUUAUGGACAACAAACACAAUUGCAUACUAUCGAUGGCAAUUUGAAUGCACAGAAAUACCGUGAUGAGAUCCUGAGGACCAUUGUGAGGCCUAUUUUUUUUUUUUUAAAGGUAUCUGUCCAACAGACUCAUAUCUGUAUUCCCAGUCAUGUAAAAUCCAUAUAAUAUUAGGGCCUAAUGAAUUUAUUUCAAUUGACUGAUUUCGUCAUAUAAACUGUAACUCAGUAAAAUCUUUGAAAUUGUUGCAUGUUGCAUUUAUAUUUUUGUUCAGUGUACUUAACAAUAUCCUACAGGUACAAUCACACGGGAACACAGUUUUUUGAAAUCAAGAAGAGCAGGCCUCUUACUGCGUAAGUUUCACAGUCUCUUCUAUCCCAUUCCUGUUUCCUAAUCUUUUGUUUUAGGUUAGCUCUUAGAUCAGUGGAUCAUGGCCUUGUAGGGAUAUUGUAAAUGUCAGACAGUAAGCAACAUGACCGCUACCUGCCAGAGAGAAUCUCAGGGUUUGGUGAAAUAGCUUUUCCUGGGACCGCAGAGAGGCCACAGAGGCAGCAGACAGAGGAAGUAGCUGAGCAUGUUUACCAAUUGCUUUCAUAUUGUGCUGAUCAUGACAGAAGCUGAAGGAAUUGGAUAUCUGGAUCAGCUGUAUGUCUGUUGCCCCAAGGGCUUUGCGACCAGAAACUGUUUUCUGUUUCCCAGGCAGAAGCUUCUAAUGCAUUUUGCUUACUCACCCUCAGUUCAUGACAUUUAGCACCAGAUGGUUUUAUUUCAGUGUCUCAUGCAAAAUGCCAGUUUUAAUAAUCAAAUGUAUUUAUUUUUCCUAAAGAAGUUAGUCAUUUUCCUUAUGCAUGCACAAAGAUAACCUGUAAUAUGUACAAAUGUAUUUCAGGCAAUUUAGAAUCCAUGUUUAGAAUUGCUACCUUUUAGAGUAGACUAUUUUGUUGCCUUGCCUUUGGGUGUUCUAACCCUUAUAUUCUGUGAAGGUUGAUGGACAUUGCCAAGGAGAUGACCCGGGAGUCACUGCCAAUCAAGUGUCUGGAGGCAGUGAUCCUCGGGAUGUAUCCUUUCUUUAAAUAGCUUAGGUGUUCCAUGUGAAAACUGUAAUGACUUUCUUAUGCCACUGUUGUUACCUGCACAUAAACAAUUUUCUCAUCUAGUACACUCAGCAGCUCGAGAUUUGUCAAUGGGGGGAUAAAUGAUGACCUGGAAAUGUGAGUGCUUGUGGGAAGCAAAAAAAUAACCUGGAGUGAUGCCUCAGAGUGUGGUAACAGGGAUUUAGAGACAAAGCUUUAUGGGCACAACCAGGGCAUCCAAGUAUUAUGUGAUUAGAACUGACUAGCGUGCUUACAGUCUGAGACUACUGUAUGCAAACUAAUGUAUUCUUGUCUUAAAAACAGAUCAGUGGAGCUUGAAAACUAUUGUUGUUUAUGUUACCCUGUGAAGGGGCACUCCAAUUGGAGCAUGCAACCAGGGUUAGUGAUAAUAAGGUUUUUCGAUGUCCUUGACCUUACCUGUCCCAGUUACCUUACCAACAGCAUGCCGGGUGUGGAGCGCUUCCCCCUCAGCUUUAAGACGCAGUUCUCAGGGAACCACUUCUGCCACAUUGUGCUGGGGGUGCACAGCGGGGGCCGCUUCGGGGCGCUGGGCAUCAGCCGGCGGGAGGACCUCAUGUUCAAACCCCUGGAGUUCCGCACGCUGGCUGACCUGGUGCAGGAGUUUGAGGGGGCCUACAGGGGCUACUGGCAUACCCUGAGGAAGGUGAAGAUUGGUCAGUAUGUGUCCCAUGACCCCCACAGUGUGGAGCAGAUAGACUGGAAACACUCCAUCCUAGAUGUGGAUAAGCUGACCAAGGAGGAGCUGCGGAGAGAGCUGGAGAGACACACCCGGGACAUGAGGCUUAAGGUACACAGAGACCCUGUGUUAGAGACUGCAGGAAUGUGAUUGGAUGUAUAGAACUAGGGCAGGACAUGUGCACACAUCUGGGGACUGAGAUGGAAAAAUGUCCAUGAACUAAACCAUGUUAGGGAUCCAUGAAACAAACCUGUCAGCUUCCUAAUUAGAGGAUUCUAGUGAUUGCGUUCGAUCCAACUGGCACUGAACUCCUAGUAGACUUCUACAGUACCAGUACAGAAUUUAGAUUAGUGUCAAAUUAAAUUGGGAUACAUCUGAGCGCCAUAUGUUUCUGAUUCAUGUGAGGGUAAAGCACCAGGGGAAUUUGAAUGUGAAUCCAUCCUGAGCAGAUGGAAAGCCCCUCUUACUCUGAGAUUCUGACUCCUUUUGACCCUCUGUCUCAUCAUGCAUGAUGACAUGGAGUUGACCUGCCAUUUCAGGAGCUAUCAUCCGCAAAUGAUGAUCUCUCAUGCGCUAUCAUCCCAAACAGUAAUGAAAGGAUCCUUAAUGCAGGGCCCUGUGUAUAAUAUAACUAAUGGGAUGGCUUUGCUCUGCUCGGUUGUGCGUCACGUAUGGCUGCCUCUAUCAAUCAAUGGCUGAUCUUUUAUAGAGCUGGACUCACAAUCACAUUAAAGAUGGAGGAUUUUACCAUCAUCACUGUGCCUCCUUCAGCACGUUAGGGCCUCUCAUUGAGCAGCUCACCUUAGGACUACUCUAAGUAAUUGAAAGCUGAUGAUCAGUGUUUGUUUGCUACUGACUUUCCUUCCACCUCGCUACUCUGCAUUUAUUGAUGUGCUGUAUUUUGAAAGACAAAUGUUUAGUAAUUGGAGUCUUACUUGAACUGCACUUCUCCUUAGUCUGUACAGAGGAUAUGACCAUAACUGUUUGUGUACCUCUUGUUUGUAUUGCCCCUUGUUGUUAAUGUGAGGUAAACAGAACUGUGUGAUUGUCUUUCAGAUUGGGAAGGCUGCGCCCCCUUCGCCCACCAAAGACAGGAAGAGUAACAUGGGCUCGCCCCUCCGUAACCCGGGCAGCCCCAUGCGCAGGAACAGCCGCAUCGAGAGACGGUAAUGCUGAUUGUGCACUGUAGUCAGAUAUCAGGAGAUGCUUAGUCUCACUAUAGUCUCUCUGACAGCACAGUAAAUACUCAUUAGGUCAAUAAACAAGGUGCUAGCUGUAGUGGAGAGUGCUCUGCACUGAUCUGAACAAGCGCUAGAGGCUAGAUGUCCUAUGACAUAGUCCAAGAGGAAUCUCUGAACAGUAAUCUUUCAGUUUUAAUCUGUGUCAUGAGAAGUCAUAUCUUUUUUUCUUUUUUGGGGGGUGUACAGUCCAUCAGGAGAGAAGAAAGUUCUUGAUCCGAAGUCACCUCCAGACAUGAAUGGAUAUCAGAUUCGAGUGUGAGGAAGAUUUCACUUCAUAAAAUCAUCCUGCAAAACAAGACCGUAGAAUGGUAGGGUUCUGUCCAACAAAAGGUUAGUUCUGGGGAAUGGGCUUUUGUGUUCAUAUUCGAAAUAGGUUUGUACUGUGUAAGCAAUUAAUUUAGGGUAUUUUGCAUUCAAUAAACGUGGGGUAUACUGUACAGAGCAUGGCCAUGUCAAUAACUGAUUAUUGACUAAAUGUAAGUUAAAAGCCUAUAAUUCUAAGUUCUCACAAUGCUCAACUUAGGGGAUAUCAAACACUUGUUUUACACAGCCAAAUCCAUUUCAAUUAACGGGCCUAACUGUUUGGCCUAUUCACAAGAUCUCUUUGAAAAAUAGAUUAAGUCCCCCGCAACUUCUUUCCAAAAUCGUGGCAUGGGCCAUUCAUCUGCCCUGUGGUUCUUUGUUGCUACCAGGCUUUUGUAAAGCCAGAAGCUUGGUAGUGUAGUACAUUCUACAAUAGGAUUGGUUCAGACAGCAUUUAAGGGUCAAACAGGCAUUGAUCAUGUUUAUAAAGAUGCAGGGUUUUGUUAAUAUGCAAUAUUACAUUUGGCUUAUUUCUUAACAUGUAAAGUUGUGCAAUUGGACAUAUCAUAGAAGAGAUCCAUGUUGUCAAUCAGUUAUUAAGAAUAACAAUUAUUUUGAGGAUUAUGUGCAAUCUGUGUCUCCAUGUCGUACUGUAAGUGUGUAAAUACAUUGAACCUUUAACCUUUUAGCUCUGCUGGACAGUAACUGCUUUGUAGUGACUAGUUUGCGAUCCACUUACCUUGUGCCUUUUAUGAACAUUUUAAUGGACAGUGAUAAAGAAAACGAGUAUUACUGGGUGAAUAGUUUUUUCAAUUUCACUAGGAAAAUACACUGUACAAUCCAUCUACUCUAUCCCAAAUAGCCGGUAAACUGAGCUAUUUACACCUUACCCUGUGUUUGUGUGUUCUGCUAUGGAGAUGAUGCAUGUGAUUGAAUAUGGGGUAAUUCAGUGUACAGUAGUCUAUUUAAACAUUUCAAAGCAUGAGAAGUGUGAUAUGUUUUAGGAUAGUAAGAGAAAGUGGUCAACAGAAUUUUUGAAUUCUAUGGUCACUCACAAGACAAAAUCUCACACUCUCACAAAAUGACUGUGCAACUCAGAGCGAAUGGUGAAGUUGCAGCUGAUAUGGUUUGACCUUAUUUUUGAGGAAAUUGAGACAUUUUGAAGGCAGCAGUUACUUUUUAUAUUGACAUUGUCUGAUAUAUUUUAGCCUUCGUACAGUAUAAAUAACAUUAUUCUUAUUAUCUUAACACAUAGCCUUAGUGUGGUUGUCUAGCUAUAUUUAAUAUUUACCAUUUUUAUUAAAGGUGCAAAGAGAUUUGUUUACAAUAUUCUCAUCUGCAUUUUUAAAUGACAUUUAGGCCAGAGCACUUGAGAAAUUGGAGUCUGCACCAUUUUUGAAAAUAUUACCACAGAGCACAUUGAUUGGUUGGGAUUCCUUGAGUCCUCUUUCAUUUCGACACCAUAAACAAAGAGGUUGUUGUCUUGCACCAAAAGGUGAAUUACCUUUUAUCACGUAGUAAGACUUUCUAUUGAUUUAGAAAUAAACUCUCCUCCCCAAUUCAUCUGUUGUGUUGAUUUAGCUGAUUUAUGUCAUGGGUCAGAUGGCUGUGAGUUUAUUAGAGCUUCAGCUACAUUAAGAGAUCUACAGAAUGCAACAAUGGAUCAAAUGUAGAGCUAAAAUCAAUGAAUACAGUAAUUAAACAGGGUGCUGAGGACAUGGAGGGCACACUGCCAGUCUACAUGCCAACCAAGAGUCCAAAUUGGGCACAGUGUGCACUCAUCUGAAAGACCUCUGCCACACAGCGACGGACAAUACAAAGAAUAGACGACGAGCAACAAACAUUUCCACCUUUGAUUGUCUACAAAGAAACCUUAAUACAAAUCCCAUACUGAGGAUCUGUGCACUGGGGGACUAUACAUUUAUAAGACAAUGAACAAAGACAUCUGGUUGCAGCUACACUAAUUAGAAUAACAUUUUCUGUAUCUUCUCUGUUGCCUGCUGGUACACUGUGAGAACUCCUAGCCAAUUUUGGCCUUCAAGACAUCCUUAACUGUAAAUCACAGCGGGGUUUUUAUUUACUAUUUUUCACUGCAAUUUAGUGUUUUUGUUCCUUAGUGCAAAGAUGAUGUGUGAUGACAUCACUGAGAUUUUAUCUAAGGUGGAAUAACAAGAAAUAUUGUAACCAGAAAUCACCUGUACGGCUUUGUGACACUUGAAACUGAAAUAAACAAGCAACUGGUAUUUGACUAGAUUUGUUGAAAACAAAUGGUGUAACAUUGAGUGAUU
This is a messenger RNA of Coregonus sp. 'balchen', 7961 nucleotides long. The record is from the annotation of a GenBank genome assembly. NCBI's taxonomy places the organism in Eukaryota, Metazoa, Chordata, Actinopteri, Salmoniformes, Salmonidae.